GCCGGAGCAGACAGCACAGUUGACUCGCACACGGCUGACCAACAUGGGCAACUUGAAGAGUGUGGGCCAAGAGCCUGGGCCGCCUUGCGGCCUGGGGCUUGGCCUGGGCCUCGGGCUGUGUGGCAAACAGGGCCCGACCUCCCCAACAUCAGAGCCAAGCCGGGCACCAGAAACCCCAUCUCAGACUCCACCAACACCAGCGCCAGAUCACAGCCCCCCACUAACCCGGCCCCCAGAUGGACCCAAGUUCCCUCGAGUGAAGAACUGGGAAGUGGGCAACAUCACUUAUGAUACCCUCAGUGCGCAAGCUCAGCAGGACGGGCCCUGCACCCCAAGACGCUGCCUAGGAUCGCUUGUAUUUCCAAGGAAGCUACAGGGCCGGCCCUCCCAGGGCCCUUCGCCCACUGAACAGCUGCUGGGUCAGGCCAGGGACUUCAUCAACCAGUAUUACAGCUCCAUCAAGAGGAGUGGCUCCUUGGCCCAUGAGCAGCGGCUCCAGGAGGUGGAGGCGGAGGUGGCUGCUGCAGGCACCUACCAGCUCCGGGAGAGUGAACUGGUGUUUGGGGCCAAGCAAGCCUGGCGCAACGCUCCCCGCUGUGUGGGCCGCAUCCAGUGGGGAAAGCUGCAGGUGUUUGAUGCCCGGGAUUGCAAGACUGCACAGGAAAUGUUUACCUACAUCUGCAACCACAUCAAGUAUGCUACCAACCGAGGCAACCUUCGCUCGGCUAUCACAGUGUUCCCCCAGCGCUGUCCCGGCCGGGGAGAUUUCCGGAUCUGGAAUAGCCAGUUGGUUCGAUACGCUGGCUACAGGCAGCAGGAUGGCUCUGUGCGGGGAGACCCUGCCAACGUGGAGAUCACUGAGCUCUGCAUGCAGCACGGCUGGACCCCAGGAAAUGGCCGCUUCGAUGUGCUGCCUCUGUUGCUCCAGGCCCCCGAUGAAGCUCCAGAACUCUUCACUCUGCCCUCAGAGCUGGUCCUUGAGGUGCCCCUGGAGCACCCCACCCUGGAGUGGUUUGCCUCCCUUGGUCUACGCUGGUAUGCCCUCCCAGCUGUGUCCAACAUGCUACUGGAAAUUGGGGGCCUGGAGUUCCCUGCGGCCCCCUUCAGCGGCUGGUAUAUGAGCUCAGAGAUCGGCAUGAGGGACCUGUGUGACCCGCACCGCUACAACAUUCUGGAGGACGUGGCCGUCUGCAUGGACCUGGACACCCGGACAACCUCAUCCUUGUGGAAAGACAAGGCGGCGGUGGAAAUUAACGUGGCCGUGCUGCACAGUUAUCAGCUGGCCAAAGUGACCAUCGUGGACCACCAUGCUGCCACCGCCUCCUUCAUGAAGCACCUGGAGAACGAACAGAAAGCCAGGGGGGGAUGCCCUGCCGACUGGGCCUGGAUCGUGCCCCCCAUCUCAGGCAGCCUCACUCCUGUCUUCCAUCAAGAGAUGGUCAACUAUUUCCUUUCUCCCGCCUUCCGUUACCAGCCAGACCCCUGGAAGGGAAGUGCAGCCAAGGGCACUGGCAUCACCAGAAAGAAGACCUUUAAGGAAGUGGCCAACGCAGUAAAGAUCUCGGCAUCGCUGAUGGGCACGGUGAUGGCAAAGCGUGUGAAGGCCACCAUCCUGUAUGGCUCGGAGACUGGCCGGGCCCAGAGCUACGCGCAGCAGUUGGGGAGGCUCUUCCGGAAGGCGUUUGACCCCCGGGUCCUGUGCAUGGAUGAGUAUGAUGUGGUGUCCCUAGAGCAUGAGGCGCUGGUGUUGGUGGUGACGAGCACAUUUGGAAAUGGGGAUCCCCCAGAGAAUGGAGAGAGCUUUGCAGCCGCACUGAUGGAGAUGUCAGGCCCCUACAACAGCUCCCCACGGCCAGAGCAGCACAAGAGUUACAAAAUCCGCUUCAACAGUGUCUCCUGCUCAGACCCACUGGUGUCCUCUUGGCGACGGAAGAGGACAGAGUCCAGCAACACAGACAGUGCAGGAGCCCUGGGCACCCUCAGGUUUUGUGUGUUCGGGCUGGGCUCCCGGGCGUAUCCCCACUUCUGUGCCUUUGCUCGGGCGGUGGACACGAGGCUGGAGGAACUUGGCGGAGAGCGGCUGUUGCAGCUGGGCCAGGGUGACGAGCUAUGUGGCCAGGAGGAGGCCUUCCGCGGCUGGGCCCAGGCUGCCUUCCAGGCCGCCUGUGAGACUUUCUGUGUGGGAGAGGAUGCCAAGGCCGCUGCCCAGGAUAUCUUCAGCCCCAAACGCAGCUGGAAGCGCCAGAGGUAUCGUCUGAGUGCCCAGGCGGAGGGCCUCCAGUUGCUGCCAGGCCUGACCCAUGUGCACAGGCGGAAGAUGUUCCAAGCUGAGAUCCUCUCUGUGGAAAACCUGCAGAGCAGCAAAUCUACCCGGGCCACGAUCCUGGUGCGUAUGGACGCUGGACACCAGGAGGGGCUGCAGUACCAGCCAGGGGACCACAUAGGUGUGUGCCCACCCAACCGGCCAGGCCUCGUGGAGGCCCUACUGAGCCGCGUGGAGGACCCACCACCACCCAUGGAGCCCGUGGCAGUGGAGCAACUGGAAAAGGGCAGCCCUGGUGGCCCUCCGCCGGGCUGGGUGCGGGACCCUCGGCUACCCCCUUGCACGCUACGGCAGGCUCUCACCUUCUUCCUGGACAUCACUUCCCCACCCAGCCCUCGCCUCCUUCGACUUCUCAGCACUCUGGCCGAGGAGUCUGCUGAGCAGCAGGAGCUGGAGGUCCUCAGCCAGGACCCAAGGCGCUAUGAGGAGUGGAAGUGGUUCCGCUGCCCCACGCUGCUGGAGGUGCUGGAGCAGUUCCCAUCCGUAGCACUGCCCGCCCCGCUGCUCCUCACCCAGCUGCCCCUGCUCCAGCCCCGGUACUACUCGGUCAGCUCAGCGCCCAGUGCCCACCCAGGAGAGAUCCACCUCACUGUGGCUGUGCUGGCGUACAGGACCCAAGACGGGCUGGGUCCCCUGCACUACGGAGUCUGCUCCACGUGGCUGAGCCAACUCAAGGCAGGAGACGCGGUGCCCUGCUUCAUCAGGGGGGCUCCUUCCUUCCGGCUACCACCUGAUCCCAACUUGCCCUGCAUCCUGGUGGGCCCAGGGACUGGCAUUGCCCCCUUCAGAGGAUUCUGGCAGGAGCGACUACAUGACAUUGAAAGCAAAGGGCUGCAGCCCGCCCCCAUGACUUUGGUGUUCGGCUGCCGAUGCUCCCAACUCGACCAUCUCUACCGCGAGGAGGUGCAGGACGCCCAGCAGCGCGGAGUGUUUGGCAACGUCCUCACCGCCUUCUCCAGAGAUCCCGGCAGCCCCAAGACCUACGUGCAGGACAUCCUGAGGACUGAGCUGGCCGCCGAGGUGCACCGCGUGCUGUGCCUCGAACGAGGCCACAUGUUUGUCUGCGGCGAUGUCACCAUGGCAACCAGCGUGCUGCAGACGGUGCAGAGAAUCUUGGCGACAGAGGGCGACAUGGAGCUGGACGAAGCGGGUGACGUCAUCGGCGUACUGCGGGAUCAGCAACGCUACCACGAGGACAUUUUCGGGCUCACGCUGCGCACCCAGGAGGUGACAAGUCGCAUACGCACCCAGAGCUUUUCUCUGCAGGAGCGGCAGCUGCGGGGUGCAGUGCCAUGGGCGUUUGACCCGCCUGUUCCAGACACCCUCGGUUCCUGACAACCCUGUAGCUUUCCACACCAGCUCCCUGAGAGGGCCUGCAGCUGCGGCUCUCGGUGGGCCUAUCAAGGCCAGCCGCCUCCCCCUCCACUCUCGAGGUGCCCGAGGCUGUGGACAUCCAGUUUCAUCCCCAUCGCACCACAGGCCCAGAAGAACUCUCUCUCCUCUCUCCAAGCCCAGUUCACCUGCCCAGGGAGGGGUCUGCCUUCCAGAAGGCCCCUCCCACAAUGGUAUCAGGGUCUCCUGUUGCCCCCUUGCUGUGCCUUAGGUGAACUCCCUGUACCCCUCUCCCGAGUUACUAGCUUUAAAGUAUGUAAGUCAUUCAAGUAUUUAUUGAAGAUUUUUCAUGAGACCUA
Messenger RNA from Jaculus jaculus (lesser Egyptian jerboa), 4014 nucleotides. RefSeq names its product nitric oxide synthase 3 (gene Nos3). The coding region runs from base 44 to 3658 and encodes 1204 amino acids. The transcript is spliced from 26 exons. Lineage: Eukaryota; Metazoa; Chordata; Mammalia; Rodentia; Dipodidae. The record is from RefSeq and is a predicted model, not a curated record. Gene Ontology annotation, molecular function: calmodulin binding; NADP binding; flavin adenine dinucleotide binding. Gene Ontology annotation, biological process: nitric oxide biosynthetic process.